This is a messenger RNA of Paramuricea clavata, 531 nucleotides long. The record is from the annotation of a GenBank genome assembly. Lineage: Eukaryota; Metazoa; Cnidaria; Anthozoa; Malacalcyonacea; Plexauridae.
AUGACCGGGCUCACAAACAAUGUCCAGCAAUGGGAUCUCUUUGCAAUGCAUGUGGCAAACGUAACCACUGCGCCAAAGUAUGUCGAUCGAAGCCCGCAGAAAGAUUUUCAAAUAGCAGACGACAACGACAAUUCGAAGGCAAAGACACAAGAGACACACAACAAUCAACAAUCAACAUCGGGAGAAAGAAAUCGGAGAGACAGGAAAAUGCCAGAAAAUAAAAAUGUCAAUAAUAGAGAUCGAAGCCCGAGUACCGAAAGCAGCACAUCAAGUGAUAGCGACUUGGUAAACCGCUUAAAGAUACACAGGACGACAGGGGAUGAAACGACUUUAUCCUGUGUUGUUUACAUAAAUGGUCAUAAAAUGCUCGUUGAACCAGACACAGGUGCAGACUCUAACAUUGUGGAUGAAAUUACAACUUCAAGAGUUGAAAACCAAGUCACCAGAGAUACAACUAUACGAGUCGAAAGUAAAGCUAAAUACGCUGAAAGAGAAGCUACCAGUCAAAGGCGAAUGCAUUGUGACCAUUGA